This is a messenger RNA of Paramormyrops kingsleyae, 592 nucleotides long. RefSeq names its product interferon beta-like. NCBI's taxonomy places the organism in Eukaryota, Metazoa, Chordata, Actinopteri, Osteoglossiformes, Mormyridae. Gene Ontology annotation, molecular function: cytokine receptor binding. Gene Ontology annotation, biological process: defense response. Gene Ontology annotation, cellular component: extracellular region. The record is from RefSeq and is a predicted model, not a curated record.
UUCCAUUGCCGAAGACCAGUUCCAAUGUCCAUUCAAGAUGUAUGGCUGGAAAUGAACCGAAUCACUACAUCACUCGAAGUCUUCAUUUCUUGAAGUCCAUGGGACCGAGACUGCCGUCAGAGUGCUCUGCUGAGGCGAUGAGCAUACGGAUCAAAAAACGCCCGAAGAACGUAGACCAGACAUUCGAACAAGCUAUCAGACUAUCAAGUGAACUCUUCUCCGAAGAUUUGCAUUUGGUGAAAUGGAAGCAGUCCAGUCUGGAAAAUCUCCAGCAACUCCUUGUUCGCCAGAAAGUCAACUAUUCGCGUUGUCCGAAGAACUCAACCCCCAAAAAAACAAAGACGAAGAAAAUGGAAGAUUACUUCAAAGACCUGAGAGACUUUUUAUCAAAAGAAAAUCACAGCCUUUGUGCAUGGGAAAUUGUAAGAGCUGAGAUGGAGAGCCUCUUUGAAACAUUGAGGAAUUCUCAAUUUAUUGUCAACAUGAAGAAUCGGAGAAAAGACUGAAGACAAUGCUAUCUAUAUUUAGAUAUUAUAUAUCAUUGAAUUGUAUAAAUUCAGUUAUAAGCUAUAUUAUUUAUUCUCGUUAUUUA